AUGGAAAUACGCCUCUGGCCAAACCAGGAGUUCCGAAUCGAGGUUAGUGAAACACAAAAGCUGAAAGUGAUGGUUGUGUCUGGCUUAGCAGAAAUCAAGGGCCAGGAGCUUCUCAAUGAAAAGUGGUACGCAUUCAAGGACAUAAAGACAUUUAUAUUCACGUUUUCUGGAUGCAAGCUCAAAGUGGAGGGAGCAUGUGAUCUACAAUAUGUGUCUGGCACGACGAAUGUCCCUUCGAUAUUUGGGAUCGUCAAUUUUUUCUCGAAGAAUGGGUUUGACUAUAGCAAGCUUAGGACAUUCAUGGUGGUAGGAAAUGGAAGAUCAACCCUGUGCUUCACACUGAUCAACUUCUUUGUGCGAAUGGGAAAGAAGGUACUAUUCACAGAGAUAGAUCCAUCGAGGGGAAACAUAUUUCCUGGAGCGCUAAGCACCAUGCACGUAGACACCUUAAUCGACUGUAUUGAAGGUCUCCGUCUGAAGAACCCGUUAUCCUUCUUCUACGGAUCCACAGAGAUAACAAACAUGGAGUUGUAUGAUCUCCAAACAACGAAGCUCCAGGAGGCUAUAAAAUCCAAAAACAUCGAUGAUCUUCAUCUGAUACUUUGUCCGGAGGGUGCAUCUGCGUUUUAUAACACGUUAAUAAAGAGAUUUGAGGUCGAUAGAGUUAUUGUUGUAGGGAAUGAAAGGUUAUACCACACUCUGGACGUGAUAGUGGAAAAGUUGAUGAUCAGUAGAAGCGGUUUUGUUGAAGAAAAGGAAAUAGGAAAGAGCAUAUCCAGAUACUUCAAAGGGGUGAAUAAUGAAUAUACACCAUUUACAUUCAAUGUGAAAUACAAGUGGAGGGUUGUGAGAAUAGGAGAAAUGUAUGUUGCACCUGCUAGUGCUUUGCCACUGGGGAGUGCAAGGAAAGUAGGGUGUGUGGAGGCCUCUGAAGUGGAGAUUUCGGAGAAUUCUGUCUUAGGGAUUUCAGAAGCUAGAGAGAUAGAAGAUGUUGCAGGAUCUCCGGUUCUUGGAUAUGUGGUUGUGAUUGAUACAGGGACAUUCAAAAUAUUAUGUACCCAGCCAAGGCUUCCUAAGUAUGUUUUUUUGAUCCAGGGAGACCUCAAGCAUAUCGAGUACUAG
Molecule: messenger RNA, 1122 nt
Organism: Encephalitozoon intestinalis ATCC 50506
Lineage: Eukaryota; Fungi; Microsporidia; Unikaryonidae
Product: pre-mRNA cleavage complex GTPase subunit
Exons: 1
Coding region: 1-1122 (373 amino acids)
Biological process (GO): tRNA splicing, via endonucleolytic cleavage and ligation
Cellular component (GO): nucleus
Molecular function (GO): polynucleotide 5'-hydroxyl-kinase activity
Source: RefSeq, a predicted model, not a curated record